Messenger RNA from Phascolarctos cinereus (koala), 920 nucleotides. Lineage: Eukaryota; Metazoa; Chordata; Mammalia; Diprotodontia; Phascolarctidae. The record is from RefSeq and is a predicted model, not a curated record.
AUGCGCAGUGAGACAGAGCUUUCACGUGGCUCUGAGUUCUCCGGAGAGCGUCAAGAGGCGGCCCGAGUCCAGAGGGAAGAGGGGGUGUGUGGGGGUGCAUUUCGGCCUCAGCCCCGGCGUCGAGUAGGACAGGCCCGGGUGGGGGCAGGGCACCACGGGACGCCCUGCAGCCGCGUCCGGGGUCGGAGCCUCGAGGUCGUCUGGGGCAACCCCCCUACCCCCAUUUUCCUGAUGAGCGGGCAGAAGGACUUAUCCAGGGACCCAGAAGGAGGAAGGCUCACAAGCAGGAGCUCUUUCCACCGUACUCUGGAGCCUGGACUGGAGGGAGGGCAGGGGAGACUGGGCCCGAAUCGGGAAAGGGAGGAGGACCCGGCCUGCAAAGUAGAGAAAAUUUUGAUUGUAAUAACCUUGGUCUUAUAUAUUCUUGCUCAAGCCCCUGAACCAUACAUAGUAAUCACAGCUUUCGAGGCCGUCAGUGUGGUUUUUUUCAUAGUAUUGUAUAUACUAAGACUUGACCUACUGCUCAGAUGUUUGUUUUGGCCUUUACUCGAUAUUAUAAACUCACUUAUGACCAUAAUGUGCCUUAUGAUCGUGUCUGUUUUGGCAUUGGUACCAGAAACUAAAAUAAAGGUUGCUAUUGGAGGGAUCCUUGGAAUUGUGGCAACUGUGUUUACCAUUGCAGAUGCUUCCCUCAUUUACAGAAAGCUUAUGUUUAAUCCAAGUGGCCCUACGAGAAAAAGCACAGUCAUGACAAAAAGCGACGUUUUCGUCACUCUCGCCGCUCUCAUCACUCCCAUCAAAGUUAUCAGGCUCAUCCCCCUCUGGAAAAAGAUGAAGGACUGAGCACACAAUAGAUAGCGUAAAAAAUGAUUUUUUAAUAAUCAUCAUCUUGGAGAAUCAGAGCUUCCCCCAACCCCCUU